AUGGGAAAGACUCAUAGAAAGAACCAACCCCAGGGCCGCACACGCACAACCAGAUCCUCAAAACCCCGCCUCGUCCUCUCAGAUCCAAAUGAAUCGUCGGCUCAGCUCGAUAACCAGCUGCGUUCCCUAGGCCUCUAUGCAGCCAACACUCUGGGCGAUGGCAACUGUCUAUUUCGAGCUCUCUCAGAUCAGCUAUACGGCUCUCCCUCGAAGCAUGCCCAAUUGAGACAGGACAUUUGCGAUUUCAUCGUCAAGCACAAGUCUCGCUAUGAGCCGUUUGUCGAGGACGAGAGGGGUCUGGAUGUCCAUAUCCGAUGCAUGCGCGAGAACGGGACGUAUGGCGGCCACCUCGAGCUCAGCUCGUUUGCUCACAUGGUCAAGCGUAACGUCAAGGUUAUCCAGCCGGGGCUUGUGUAUGUAAUUGAGUGGGAUGCGGGGCUCGAUGAGCAGGAGCGGCAGAAGGCUCUGCGACAGCUAGAAGCAGAGGAGCACGACGACACGAUUAGCAAGGGGACCAUUUAUGUGGCCUACCACGACUGGGAGCACUUUUCGUCCAUCCGCAAUCUCAAGGGGCCUCACAGCGGCUUCCCCAAUGUCCAGGAGACUGCCCCGGCCUACCAAGACCCACCGGCCGCUAUCACGCCGAAGGAACGGGAGAGGGAAGCUAAGCGCCAGCGAGAGAAGGAAAGGAAGGAGAGGGAGAAGGCCAGGAAGCUGCCCAAAGUCAAGCUGAAACUCUCGGCCCCAUCCCCAAUCGAGUCGACGCUGUCAACGUCACAAGACCCAGCAGACGUUCCCCUGCCCGAGUCGCAAGUCCCUUCAUCGUCGUCCACACCUGCACCAGAAGUUCCUGCAUCCUCUUCUGCAUCACCGCCGCAUUCGACCGCCUCGCAACUGUCAUUACCCUCCGGCCCCAUCCCAUCGGCACUUCCUCAUUCCAUGCGCAUCCACAGAUCCCCUAAACGGACCUUUGACGAAUCCACAUCAAGCGAGGACGGCCAGAGCGUGGCAGACGACGUCGAGCGGAGCCGAGGAGUCGACAAACGGAGUCGGAUCGGGAGUCUCGCGCUGUCGCAUCAAAUCGACACCGAGCAGGACGCUGACACCGACUCGGCGGAGAAGGAGCGCGAGGAGACCCCUGGUCUUUCGGCACCCGGAUCUUCCAGUUCCUCAAGCUCUUCCAGUGCCGCUGAGGAUGACGAAGAGGUCGCAGAGACUAAUCAUGUCGUCGCGAGUCUGCUGGACGAUGACGGGUAUUCCAGCCUUAGCGAACUCGAGUCUCUCCCACCUUCACCCGGCCCGACCUCGGUCUCCGCACCCGUCCCCGCACGCCAUCGCUCGCUCGAACCGACCAGCGCCAGUCCCAUGUCCAAACGAGCUCUGAAACGCCAACAGCAUCUCUCCCAUAUGCCUGCGCACCACCAGUCAGCUUCCGCCCGGGGUGAGAAACCCCUGACAAGACGACAGCGCAAGGCACUCGGGCUGCCCAAACCCCGAGCCGCCCUGGUCUUUGGCGCGGACAAUAACUCACCUGGGGCUGGGAGGGUGAGUGGUGCUGGGAAGAUUAUUAUCCCUGGGGGACGGUACCAAGGCCGGAAUGCGGUGAAGGUCCGGGAAUUUAGGGACGGUGAGCAGGAUGAAGGGGGUGGUGAGGAGGUGGAGGAGUGGGUGAGGACCGGCGUUGGGAGGGUUGAUGUGAGGGGAUUUAGGGAGCUUAAGAUUUGA
Messenger RNA from Coprinopsis cinerea okayama7#130, 1725 nucleotides. RefSeq lists its product as hypothetical. Gene Ontology annotation, molecular function: cysteine-type deubiquitinase activity. Lineage: Eukaryota; Fungi; Basidiomycota; Agaricomycetes; Agaricales; Psathyrellaceae. Gene Ontology annotation, biological process: protein deubiquitination. The record is from RefSeq and is a predicted model, not a curated record. The transcript has 3 exons. Bases 1 to 1725 code for a protein of 574 amino acids.